This is a messenger RNA of Protopolystoma xenopodis, 402 nucleotides long. NCBI's taxonomy places the organism in Eukaryota, Metazoa, Platyhelminthes, Monogenea, Polystomatidea, Polystomatidae. The record is from the annotation of a GenBank genome assembly.
CUGGGGUCAGCUUCUGUCCUUCCAUCUUCUCCCUCAGCAAGGAGGUCAUCCUCUGCGGUCUCUCCUAAUUCCUCUGUGUGCAGUUCCGCCACUGUCGGGGCCUCGGCCACUGGACGUAUUAAUUUCUCCUUGCAUCGCCUCGGAAACCAGCCCUCUUGUCAACUUUCUGCUCAGUCCCCGCGCCCAAGUCACACUGGAUCGGUUAUUGCCUCAACAGGCAAUCCUAACACGCAUCAAUUUAUUAUUGCUACCACCUCUACCUCCUCAUCCACACUGCCUGUAGGUCUGUGCAGUAACAACAGCAGCAGUACAUUCCACAAAAUGGCGGGAAGCGAUAUGACAGGGCCGACUCAAGCUGCAUCUGGUAUUAUUCUGGAUGCCUUUUUUGCUCUUCAUAAAUGA